This is a messenger RNA of Sphaerodactylus townsendi, 6247 nucleotides long. It is a transcript of the gene CRTC1, whose product is annotated as CREB regulated transcription coactivator 1. The transcript has 15 exons. The coding region runs from base 81 to 1928 and encodes 615 amino acids. Gene Ontology annotation, molecular function: cAMP response element binding protein binding. The record is from RefSeq and is a predicted model, not a curated record. NCBI's taxonomy places the organism in Eukaryota, Metazoa, Chordata, Lepidosauria, Squamata, Sphaerodactylidae. Gene Ontology annotation, biological process: positive regulation of transcription by RNA polymerase II; protein homotetramerization. Gene Ontology annotation, cellular component: nucleus; cytoplasm.
UGCCUGGUCGUUGGCGGCGGUGUCUCGAGCACUGAGGGGGGGGGGAGUCCGGAGGGGGGGAGGGAUGCGGACGGGGAAAGAUGGCGGCCUCGUCGAACAACCCGCGGAAAUUCAGCGAGAAGAUCGCGCUGCACAACCAGAAGCAGGCCGAGGAGACGGCGGCCUUCGAGGAGGUCAUGAAGGACCUCAGCCUGACGCGCGCCCACCGGCUGCAGCUGCAGAAAACACAGUAUUUACAGCUGGGUCAGAGUCGUGGCCAGUACUAUGGAGGGUCCCUACCCAAUGUCAAUCAGAUUGGGAGCAGUGCCAUGGACCUGCCUUUCCAGACUCCGUUUCAGUCAUCAGGAUUAGACACCAGUAGGACUACUCGACACCACGGGCUGGUGGACAGAGUGUAUCGUGACCGGAAUCGCCUGGGCUCACCCCACCGCCGCCCACUGUCUGUGGAUAAGCAUGGCAGACAGGUGGACAGUUGUCCAUAUGGUACCGUGUAUCUGUCACCUCCUUCGGAUACCAGCUGGAGAAGGACCAAUUCGGAUUCUGCCCUGCACCAGAGUACCAUGGCCCCAGCUCAACCCGAGCCUUUUUCAGGAGGGUCCCAGGACAUGCAACAGAAAAGAGUCCUACUGUUGACCGUCCCUGGCAUGGAGGAAGGCACAUCGGAGACAGACAAAAACCUUUCAAAGCAAGGAUGGGACACUAAGAAGACAGGAUCCUCCAGGCCCAAAUCCUGUGAAGUUCCAGGAAUCAACAUCUUUCCAUCGGCCGACCAGGAAAACACUACCACGCUUAUCCCUGCCACACACAACACAGGUGGCUCCCUGCCGGACUUGACAAACAUCCACUUCCCUUCUCCCCUCCCAACGCCGCUGGACCCGGAAGAGUCUACCUUCCCCUCCCUGAGCAGCUCCAACAGCACCCGGGAACCAUGCGCGGCCAACCUGGCCUUUUUGGAUGGAGUGGGGGGGGGUGGUCAGCUAGUGCCUGCUUCUUCCCAGCAACACCGGCAGCCAACUGUCAGCCCCCUUUCGUUGAACACAGACUCCCGGAGGCCCACAUCCCAGCAAGUCUCUCCCACGCUCUCACCUCUGUCGCCCAUCACUCAGGUAUUGGCGAUGGAUCUCUCCUGGAACAGCAGCUUCCGCGUAUCAGCACCAUGCCAGACGAGUGCCCAGCAGCAGCAGCAGCCCCAAGUGGCCAGCUCCCUCCCGCCAAACAGCCCUCUGAUGCAGACCUCCGGCUUGCAGAGAGGAGUGCAGCUCCCCCCGCUUUCUGUCACUGCCUCCUCCACAAUCCCACAGUCUCCACCAGGAAGCCAGACUUCGAUGGGAAUAGACAUCAGCUCGGGGUCUCUCCAGCAGUACCGCAGCAAUGCCGGCUCCCCAGCCAACCAGUCUCCCACUUCUCCUGUCUCCAAUCAAGCUUUUUCUCCCGGCAGCUCCCCCCAACAAACAUCCAUUCUGGGGAGCGUCUUCGGUGAUUCUUGUUACGAUCAGCAGAUGACAACCAGGCAGGCAAAUGCUUUGUCGCAUCAGCUCGAGCAGUUCAACAUGAUCGAGAACGCCAUCAGCUCCAACAGCCUGUACAGCCCGUGCUCCACUCUCAACUACUCCCAGGCGGCCAUGAUGGGGCUCACGGGGAGCCACGGAAGCCUCCAGGAUUCCCAGCAACUCAGCUAUGCCAGUCACGGGAACAUCCCAAACAUAAUCCUAACAGUGACAGGUGAAUCUCCCCCCAGCCUCUCGAAGGACCUGACCAGCUCUUUGGCCGGGGUGGGGGACGUCAGCUUCGAUUCGGAUUCCCAGUUCCCACUGGACGAACUCAAAAUCGACCCCUUGACCUUGGAUGGGCUGCACAUGCUGAACGAUCCCGACAUGGUCCUGGCCGACCCUGCCACAGAGGACACUUUCCGGAUGGAUCGGCUGUAGAGGCGGAAGGCCUCUGGCGGAGAGAGAGAAGAGAGGAGGAAGAGAGAGAGAGAAAGCAGGCAGUAUCCCAGAGUGUCUGUGCCGUCCUGGGAGAGGGGGGGACUGGCCCGGCUUGAUUCGGAGCAGCUAAGAGCAACAGCAUCACCACGUUCCAUUCUCAGAGCUCUUUCGACACCCGCAGACCUGCUGUCCUGCCCCCUCCCUCCCUCCCUGCCUCCCUUGGUGCUGUCUUUAACCCUUUGCACCCCUCUCGGGGGGGGGGGGUAACGCUUGGCCAACUCCUCCCUAUUCCGUCUCUUCCCUCCCGCUUGCCACCAAAGUUCCAGCAUUUGAUUCGUUUACCCUUUGCACUAAAAGGUCUAAAAGGUUCUUUUUUGUGGGAGGGGCAGAGGAGGGUGAUCUCACUUCCCCCCCCCCUUCUUCCAGGGCGGACUGAAUUGUCCAGAAGAUAAAUUAUUAUUAUUAUUAUUAUGUUAUUAUUAUUUUACAUUUCUGUAUGUAAAUUACCAAGCCUUUGGUUUCUGUUACAGAAACAGCCACCUCCGCAUGAAACUGUGGGUGCUUGCGGGGAAAGGGUGGGGGGAGGGGCGCGGCUUAAUGAACUUUGACCUCCCCCAUGUGAAUUCUAAAGCUCUCUUGUCGUCGUCGCUUUUCUCCUACAGAAGGGGAAAUGAGGUAAAUGGUGGAGUCUUUUUGCUCUGUGACUGUCCACAAUUGCUUCCUGAAUCUGCUGCUUGUAUGUUUUCCGAGGGGUACAAUGACUUACGCCUUUCUGUCCCCUUUUUUCUGAGUCUGUUUCCUUCCUGUUGUCCAGAUCUGCAAGCGACAACUGGAGUAACUUCGUGCUGUCCAAUGCACUUUCAAAAAAAAUGCUAUUCACCACGGGUGGGAGGGGGGGCGGCAUGCAUCGGUUGCACGAGCCACAGAUGACCCUUCUGAGCAGCAAGCACAUGAAAGCAUUCUUUGAUCGAAGGCUGGACUGAGGCAGGGGCUGGGGGGGGGGAGUGGGUGGGGAGGGGCAGUCCCUUCUCAAUUGCACAUGCGGCUUCCAUAAUGUCAUUACCUGCAGGGGAUGAUCGCAGCAACCUGAUGAAGCAGAUUGAGCAUCGUGGAGGUUAUUUGUCCUAAUUAUUCUCAUUAUUAUUAUUAUUAUUUUUAAAAAAAGAACUGUUAUCUCUUUAAAACAUGCAACCUUUUGCAUGGAAGGUGUAAUUCUUGUCUGGUAUAAACUCUGUAUUGUGCAUGAAGUAUCUGGCUAGUACAUAAAGUGAGCUGAAUCCAGGUGGGCUAAACGGGUGUUCGACGCCGGCCCAGCAGACAGGUGGGGUUGCAGGAUUCCAAGUCAUAUCACAAAAUGCUCUUGGGGGAUCGUACCUUGCCGUGGACCAGGGCCCACCGACAUGGUGUCCAUCAACAGCUUUCCCGGCGCCCACCAAGUGUUUUUAGAAAGUCGACUGGGCCCAGGUGGGGCUUGUGCCCAACAAGGCCUCUGAUUGGCAUUUGGAGCUUUGAUUGGCCGUGCAGAUUUUUUUAAAAGCUUGCUUUGACAGAAGCUGCCACCACAGCGUAAGCAUCUUCACUGGGUGACUGGCGGUGAGCCGCAGCAGCCCCUUCUGUGGCCGGCUCCACCACCUGCGGCGACCAUUUUGCGACUGCGCUCAUCACACUGUCAAAAGGUUGGGGACCCCCUGCCCUAGACUUUGGGGGCAAAGUGGGGCCAACCUGCAGAUGCCAUUGUGCCCCUCAGGAGACCGGAGUCAUACGUCAGGAUGAGAGAGAAUGGAGGGGGCGGGAUAGCCGGGAUAAUGUCAGUGGCAGAAAAAGAGCCCGCCCCCCGGUACAUUCAAUCCAGCACGCGGGGUAUUUUUGCCAACCAAUUGGCUUGACACAGUUGGGGAGGGAUGUUUCAUUUUUGUUCGUUGGUUUCUGUUGUAAGAAGGCGACGCCCUGAGCUAGGUGAAAAUGGUCCUCUGUGCACAGGACUACCGUCCUCCAGGUAAAUCUUGGAGACCACCCAGCUUUGCAACUGAUUUCGAAUCUAUAGCUUCCCUGGAGAAAACUGCUCCUUUGGAGGGUGGGAUUUCAGGCCUUGUUCCCCACUUCAGUCACUUCCCAGGUUCUCCAGGAAUUCCCCAGCCCAAGGUUGUCAACCUGACCUGUGCAUCUUGCACUGCGGCCUCUCUUGUUCUUCUAACAUUUGUUGUGUGGUUGUUGGAGGCCUUGGCCCAUAACCUGGUGGGGCUUUUCUGUCCAGGGGCUCCUAGCGAGUUCGCUCCUCUCCGAGCAGCCGUCCGUUCCCGUGCUGCGACUGUUUGGUCAAAUGCUGUUCCCAAGUCGCCUUUGGUGUGGUCAGCCAGGUGGUUCCUGGGUUUUUUUGUUCCAGGAGUAGAAUUCCCUUUAAAAUGAAUGUGCUUUUAAUAAUUUGCAUGGAACUCUUAUUAGAAAAACAUCUCCUCCUUGUUUCAGACCCAUUGUGGAUGGAGGGCCGGGGACAGUUAAAGUGAAGAUAAGGUCGAAAUGGUUGGUUGCAGGUAGCAGAAGGGGGGGCUAUUUUUUGAUGCCAUGACUCAGUAGCCCCCAGAAUUGGGGGUCGGGGAGUAUUAUAUGGCCCACUCUGUCUGGCCUAUAAGCAGGCCGUUGGGGCCAAUUUCCCUGCAGUGUCCUCUCUAGGCUGAGAGCUGCCAGUGUCCUUUGGGUACUAAAUUCAGGAGCUGUUGUGGGUUCAAAUCCUGACAUCCUCCCCCCCCCUUCUCAGACUGCCCCUGAUGAGUUGUAGCUUGAUGGCCAGGUGCUCCCAGAAACCAUAUUAUCACAGGGAUCCCUCAUCCUCACCCUCCGUUCCGAGUACACAUUUGCCCAACAUUUCAUCUGUGCCAUUAUUGUUGUUGUUGUUGUUGUUGUUUUCAUUUUUUGCACUAAGGAAACAAAAGUGAUAAUAGAUUUAUGUUUUCAUUCAUUUUGGGUUUUUUUUUAAAAUGUACAGUCUUGUGAUUUCUUCUUGAUGAGAUUUUUUUCCCCUUCCCCCUUUUGAUUCCUGAGAAACACUCCAUUUUAUAACACUUGUCAGUAUUUUAGUUUGAGCUCCUUUGGAUACUCCCAGUGGUCUCCUUAUUUCAAGCUUGCUAUUGCCUCCUUUCUUUCAUAUACAGCAGAGGUGUCCAACUCUGGUGCUUCAGAUGUUCAUGGACUACAAUUCCCAUCAGCCCCUGCCGGCACAGCUAUCAGCAGGGGUUGAUGGGAAUUGUAGUCCAUGACCCUCUGAAGCGCUGGAGUUGGACACCCCUGAUAUGCCGGAAGGAUGCCCUGAUUUGAUAAAGUUAAUAAAACAUAAAGCUUAGCUUAUCUCUUGUUUCACACACUGACUGGAGCUAUGGUGCUGAGAGGACACAUCACUUUCUGCCUUUGCCAGUACCGAGUCAGUUCUUUGGGCUUCGAAGGCGUGCACAGUCCAAUCCUUGGCUCUGUGCUCCACUGGAAAAUGACGUCACUAGCAUGGGGGUGUCCAACUGUAGCACUUCAGAUGUUCAUAGACUACAAUUCCCAUCAGCCCCAGAGUUGGACACUUCUGCACUAGCAGAAUGGAUCCACAGAAUCCAACUCAUCCCUUCAGUUUCUCCCAGUAUGUCUUUUGUGAGUGUGUGUGUCAUUUUUUCGAGACUUCCUGGAUUUUUAGAAUACCAGCUGUUGAUCCUUUUCUGUUGUUUUGUUGGGUGGGAACAUUGAGCCAAAAUGAAGGGAUACUGCACCCAGUCCCGGGAAAGGCUGCGACUCUCAAACGAUACGAUUGUGUAAAGGAAGAGAGAUUGCUGAGCUGUCUCUCCUUCCUUCCUUCAUUUCUCUCUUCCUUUCUUUCUGCUAAACAAAACCAACCGACACCUGUACAUAGGAGAGCUUUGUGUAUUGAUAACCUGUAAGUAAAUAUUUUACAAAAAUGGCCUUAAUUUAAAUACAUGCACCUGCGAUGGUUUUUCUUAAAAAAACACCCCUAGUUGGAUGCAAUUUGUUGGCUUGUGAGGGGGUUGGUGGCACUUAGGGACCAUUUGCUUUGGAGGAGUAUUUAGUUUAUGUUGGAGCUGGAAGUAAAAAUUGAAGGAGACCGUACAAGGAUUUGGGAGACUUGGAGGGAGUUGGCCAUCUUGCUCUAUUACUCUCUCUCUAGUUGGGAGCACGGUUGCUGCUUUUGUUUAAUUCGUUGAUUGCCAAGGAGGUUAUUUCAAUGUUAUAUUGUCGAAGGCUUUCACGGCCAGAAUAACUUGGGGUGCUGUGUGGUUUCCGGGCUGUAUGGCCGUGUUCUAGCAGCAUUCUCUCCUGACGUUUCG